AGGAGUGUUGGUGUGCAAUUCUUGAAUACCGCACCAAGCUUUGCUUUUAGUUUUUUAAGGCAGUGAACAAGAAGGAGAAUGCAAGGCAAUAUCAGUGCUCUUCUGUUGGGUUACUGCUGCUUCCAGAGGUCUUGCACUGUUUGUCAGCCUUGAGCAGAAGUUGAGACAUCUGCUUUGGGGAAUGGCCUGAAUGAAUCUGAGGCUCUCCAAGUCCCAGAGCUGGAGCUGUUUUGCCAGAUUGCGACCAGAGCUCUCGUUUGUCCGGCGCUUGAUUCUCCUCCUGAAAGAAAUGCCACAGUUAGCCUGGGGCGAUGCUGCCUAUGGUGUGCUCAUCUGAUGGAUGGGAUCCUCCUUCUGCAUCUGCACCUGGGAGGAAAUGUUGUCCAGAUCUUGGAAUUAAGGCUGAGAAGUGCUGGGCUUUGCUCCUUACGUUGCUUUUUCCACACUUUCUUGUUUUCCCUGUGAAAGUUGCCCUUCUUGCUCCGAUCCCUAUCAGCCUCCAGAGCUCAUCUCUUCAUGCCAACUUCAGAGGCAGCCCGCACAGCAGGCAGAAGAUGUGCAGCUUCAACUUCAAGCCUUGGGAUUCUGCCCCUUCUGUGUCCCCAGGGCAUGGAGUGCUGGCACCUGAGGACUGGAGCCCUGUGGGAUCUGCACCUUGGGGUGGGAAUGCAACGGGCCUGUUUAGCUGUGCUGGAGCAUCUUUUCUGUCAUCGCAGCGGGGUUUUGGAACAGAGCGUUUUGGAUUCCGUGUUCCUGCAAUGCCUGUGGAUGCCUGGGCUCCAUGUGUUGGACUGUUCCAUGUGUGGGAUCGCAUCCUGACAUUUCCUUCCCGGGGGGGAUCCGUGGGCCUUUGCAGCCGGUGCCUUGUGCUUGGCAUAUGGAAGAAUGUAACGCAAGCUGUAGAAGAAAAACCAGAGCCUCCAACUGUUGAGGAGAUCAAAGAGAAGAUCGAAAAAUACAAUGCGAAAGUUACAAACUGCCUGCUGAUGAAGCUGAGUGAUGAUGGGACCUACACAGGUUUCAUCAAGGUGCACCUGAAGCUGCGCCGCCCGGUGACGGUGCCGGCGGGGAUCCGACCGCAGUCCAUCUAUGAUGCCCUCAAGGAGGUGAACCUGGCAGAAACCACGGACAGGAGGACGUCCUUCUACCUGCCUCUGGAUGCCAUCAAACAGCUGCACAUCAGCAGCACGACCACGGUGAGCGAGGUGAUCCAGGGGCUGCUCAAGAAGUUCAUGGUGGUGGAUAACCCGCAGAAGUUUGCACUGUUCAAGGAGAUGCGGAAGGAUGGGCAAGUCCUCCUGCAGAAGCUGCCCCUCACUGAAUUCCCGCUGUACCUGCGGCUGCUGGCUGGCCCUGACACUGAUGUGCUCAGUUUUGUGCUGAAGGAGAACGAGACCGGGGAGGUGGAGUGGGAUGCGUUCUCCAUCCCAGAGCUACAAAACUUCUUAAUGAUCCUGGACAAAGAAGAGAAGGAUAAGAUCCAGCAAGUGAAAAGGAAGUAUGAGAAGUUCAAACAGAGACUGCAGCAGAGCUUGAAAGAGGCUGGAGACAAACCUGGCUAACCCUCAGGGCACACCGGCAGUCAGACUAAGCUACGCGUGGUUCUUAAAAAGAACAGACUCUUCUCAGGACACCUUUUGGUGGUCACCCUCCCUCUUCAUCCCUCCAUUAAGGACGUAGCACCCAUUCCAUGGACGUGUUGUGUUUCCUUCUUUUGAAACCUCGUACCCCAGGACCAGAGCCAGCCCAACAACAGGACGCCGGCACCAGAACUGCUGGGGUGCGCUGAGCAGCUCUGUGGGCAACGCUGAACCCAGCAGGAAGAGCAGGCUGAGCUGCUCACGCUCCUCCCAGCAGCUCUCUUGCUACAGCUCUGCAGUUGCAUUGCGUGUGCCCACGUGGCCCAGUUCUCAUUUAAGCAGGGCACAGGAAGGAGCAGACAGCACAGAGGUUGGUGCGCCGACCCAUGCGGGUGUUGCAGCUGUAACCGAUGCCAGACAGACUUGUUCAAGGCUGAGGUGGGAAAUGCAGUCGUGGCAGCUGCAGCACCCUGAUUGUCCUUCGGUAAGUGAUAUUCAAUCCAGGGAAAGUCAUUUAUUUUGUUGCUAAUUAAUUUCAAAAAGAGACUUGAAUUUGAGCAACUAUCCAUGAUGCUUAGCUGAGCUAGCCUGUGUGUUAGGAGUUUUCUACUCUGUAGGAAUUGGGACCUAUGUUUUAAGAGAAAAGCAUGAAGAUGGGGGUGUGGGAUGGUGGUUCUGCAUAGAACCCUGAGCAAUACACAGCCAGCAGACGAUUGCAGGGAAGCUCAAAGCCCUCUUUCACCAAUCAGACCCAUUUUGGGCUGUGAAGGGGUCUGGCAGGAGGGAGAGGAGCUCCAACCCAGGCUGGCUUGUGGACGUGUCCACAGCAGUAUCUGUGCAGGAGAUCCUUAGCACCAGAAAGAGCAAGGAAACCACAAACCUGAGAUGCUUUCCUGCCACCACCCCCUUGCACCAUGCCUCCUCUUGCUGACCCCCCACCCCUUUGCUGCUCUCCCACCUCUUUUCUCCCUUCCUAGUGCAAGGGAUGCUAUGGGGACGCCAAUCCCAGAGGCGAUUUCCCCACCUUUACUUUCAGCACUUUGUACUGAGCACACUGCACGUUCCAUCUUCCCUCUGUUCAGAGGACAGUGCAGCACAGAGUGAAAAGUGAACGUGAAAACUAGCUGGAUACAGAUGGAGCAUGUGAAAUGCUCCUGGUGACCCGAGUGUCUCCCACUUAUGCGAAGUAGAAAGGAGCAGGUUAUUAGGGAACAGAUGAUGGAGACAACUUGGAAGAGUCUAAAAUUUACCUCAGUGCCUUUUAUUUUUCCUGAAGUGUGAAAACUUUACAUUUGGGUUAAAGAGGAGGUUGGAAGGGGCUUUUGC
Molecule: messenger RNA, 2906 nt
Organism: Lagopus muta (rock ptarmigan)
Lineage: Eukaryota; Metazoa; Chordata; Aves; Galliformes; Phasianidae
Gene: RASSF5
Product: Ras association domain family member 5
Exons: 5
Coding region: 312-1562 (416 amino acids)
Biological process (GO): signal transduction
Cellular component (GO): nucleus
Source: RefSeq, a predicted model, not a curated record